Messenger RNA from Didymosphaeria variabile, 1002 nucleotides. RefSeq lists its product as uncharacterized. The transcript is spliced from 2 exons. The record is from RefSeq and is a predicted model, not a curated record. Gene Ontology annotation, molecular function: RNA polymerase II cis-regulatory region sequence-specific DNA binding; DNA-binding transcription factor activity, RNA polymerase II-specific. Gene Ontology annotation, biological process: cell differentiation; anatomical structure morphogenesis; regulation of transcription by RNA polymerase II. The coding region runs from base 1 to 1002 and encodes 333 amino acids. Lineage: Eukaryota; Fungi; Ascomycota; Dothideomycetes; Pleosporales; Didymosphaeriaceae.
AUGCAGCUCUCUCACCUUACGCCUGGUCAAGAGGCCACCGUCACUGCCUUUGACGAUAGCCUCGAGUACUGCAAAGUCCAGCUAGCGUCCGGCGGCUCAGUUGAGCUCCCUGGCAACGUCGAACAGCGCUUUGGCUGCGAAAUGGCUGCGAACUACUUCGCUCACCUGCUCGGCCUCGAAAUCGGUCACAAGGUCACUGUAUACACCGGCGGCGACGGUCUUCAUACGAUUGUCCGAUUUGUGCUAGAGCAGGAAUUGCGCGGUCCCGAUUUCUCAAUGAGCGCAGAACCUUCGUCUUUCACCUCCACUUCCACCGAGCAACCUACAACCGCCACCAAUACUGCUUCCAGUAUCCGCAAGGGACCUCCGCGCCCAAUGAACUGCUGGAUGCUGUAUCGCGACACGAGGCACAAGCAACUCAAUUAUCAAUAUCCGCACCUGACGGUCCAACAGAUAUCGACUCUCUGUUCUGAGGAUUGGAAGAACCUUCCCGCAGCCCAGAAGGACGAGUGGCGAGCGCGUGCCAAAGACGCGAAGGAAGAGCACCAGCGCAUGUAUCCGGACUACAAGUACAGCCCUCGCAAGCCAGGCCAGAAGAAGAAGCGCCAAUCCCGAAAGGCUGCACGGGCUGCUAUGACUGCAACUGCUCCAGCACACAUUACCCCGUCAGGCGAGAUUCACUCGGCUUCUCAAUCAGACAUAUCCCCAGUAUCAGUGGGGUUCGAUGUUGACACCUUCGCCGCCUCCGAGAAUAUACUGGACAACAUCAAUGACACUCUGUUUGGUGGUUCAGUCCAAAUGAGCGAGGUCGACGAUGCACCGUCACAACAAGGACCGCUAUUCCAUGACAACGAGACCGCUAGGCAUAAUAUGCUUGAAGUUGAACUCGAUCCCGAUUUCGACUUCGAUCCUUAUGAUUUCCUCGGCGAUGAAGGUUACGCCUUCCGAGAUGGAGCCGAUGCGAGCAUCACUUUACCGUGUUUCACGUCAGAAAUGUUCUAG